Messenger RNA from Desarmillaria tabescens, 1818 nucleotides. RefSeq names its product GMC oxidoreductase-domain-containing protein. Lineage: Eukaryota; Fungi; Basidiomycota; Agaricomycetes; Agaricales; Physalacriaceae. Bases 1 to 1818 code for a protein of 605 amino acids. The transcript is spliced from 18 exons. The record is from RefSeq and is a predicted model, not a curated record. Gene Ontology annotation, molecular function: oxidoreductase activity, acting on CH-OH group of donors; flavin adenine dinucleotide binding.
AUGGCUCCUCAUACUAUUGAAUCGAACUAUGAUCUUAUUUUCGCUGGGGGAGGAACUGCGGCGUGCAUCAUCGCUGGUCGUUUGUCCAAGGCCGACCCCAACCUCAAGAUCCUCAUUCUUGAGGCUGGGCCUACUACCAAGGACAAGUUAGAGCACGUCCAGCCCGGUCAAUAUAUCACCCAUUUGGUUCCAACCAGCAAGACAAUGCAAUUCUACGAGUCCAAGCCUAGCGAACACGUCGCAGGUAGGGCUGUCGUCGUCCCUUCUGGUCGCUGCAUUGGUGGAGGCUCUUCCGUCAACUUUAUGUUAUACAACCGCCCUGCCGCGUCUGACUUUGACUCCUGGGAGACCGAAUUCGGUAAUGAAGGCUGGGGAUCCAAGGAUAUUAUCCCUCUACUCCAGAAAGCCGAAACCUAUGAGGUCGACCCUACUAGGAAGACCCACGGUUCCUCAGGACCCAUCAAGGCAUCUUUCGGAGGGAAUGCUGAAAUGAUGGAGAUCCCUAAGCAGUUCCUUGAGAUUGGUCCCAAGUUCGAAAAAGACCGACCGGAAUCUGAGGAAGGAAACAACCUCGACCCUGAAUCAGUCAAUGUAUUUUUCAGAAUGCCAAAGUAUGCUGGACGCCGGUCCGAUGCUGCCCAUCAUUACCUCUACAAUUCUGAGAGCAAGAACCUCUCCGUGUUCGACGGAACGCGGGUAAAACGUGUCAUUUUCGAGGGAACCCGGGCAGUCGGCGUCGAAUAUGUGUUCGACAAGCAGGUCUAUCCCGAUGCGGAGCAGACUGUGCACACGGUUCGCGCAAGUCGCCUUGUGGUCGUCUCCGCGGGUGCCAUGGGUAGCUCCCUGAUCCUUGAGCGAUCGGGUAUCGGUGCUGCGUCGAUCUUGGAAAAAUUCGGUAUCAAGCAGAUUGUAGACCUCCCCGGCGUGGGCAAGGACUAUGACGAUCAUCCGUUCCUUGUAACACCGUAUAUUGCGGACGGAAAUACCGAGACAUAUGACCCUCUUUUCCGUGGAGAGCCUGAGGAGUGGGGUAAAAUUUUACCUCAAUGGGCCGCUGAUGGUUCUGGACUAUUGGGAGGAAACGGUGUGGACGCGGCCAUUAAAAUGCGGCCCCGGGAAGACGAACUGGAGGAAUUAGGUCCUGAUUUCCAAGAAUAUUGGAAAACGAGCUUCGCCGACAAACCGGAUAAGCCCUUGUUUUGGCUUAGCGCCUUGGCCGGCCUUCCUGCUGAUCAGUCUGCGUUGCCUCCGAUCAAAUUCAUGGCGUCGGGAUGCUUCCUCGGAUAUCCCGCCUCUCGUGGACAUCUUCACAUUGCUUCCGAUGAUAUCUACGCCCAUCCUGAUUUUGAUGCAGGAUUUUUGAACCAUCCGGCCGACGUCGCCGCUCUUCGAUGGGGUUACAAGAAAGGUCGGGAGUUACUUCGCCGAAUGGGUGUAUAUCGUGGCCCACUUGCUCCCGCACAUCCUCAGUUCGCUGCGGGCAGCCCGGCAGCUGCGGCCCUCGCUGAGAACGGCCCUGUUGCACUGGAUGCGCCUAAAAUUACUUAUAGCAAGGAAGACGACGAAGCCAUCGCUGCAAACGUCAGGAACUUUGUUGCAACAACCUGGCAUUCCCUCGGGACUUGCCCUAUGAAGCCAAGAGAACAAGGCGGAGUCGUCGACAAGGACCUCAACGUUUACGGCGUUACGGGAUUGAAGAUCGCUGAUCUCUCCAUCCCGCCUGCUAAUGUCAACUGCAACACUUACUCCGCUACCCUGGCGAUUGGUGAAAAAGCGGCCCUUAUUAUCGCAAAUGAUCUUGGAAUUAAAGGUGUUUAA